UGCCAAUGUAAUUUAGAUGUGAGCCGGAGAGCUCGAUGAGCUGAAGAACACUUUCGCAAAUUACACGGUGAUUAAAACACUGUCUACAGCCAGUAAAAUGGAUUUUCAAGCAUACCCCAGAAAUAUGGGGAACAAAAGUUCCCAUGCAUUAAAGUUGCAGCAACAUUUAUAUGAUCAGAUGUCAUCUCAAACUGAAUUCUGUGAUGUUACCCUGAUGGUGGGAGAUAUUGAAGUGAAGGCCCACUGGAAUGUACUGGUAUCCUGUCCCUACUUUCAGUCCUUAUAUGAUAGUGGGAUGGAUGAAAAAGUAUCAGGUAAAGUGAUACUGCAUAUAGGGAAAUUAGCAGCCAUCAGGUCAGCUAUAGCCUUUCUUUAUGUGGGAACUGUAGAAAUUUCAUAUGAAAAUGUGAGGGACUUACUGGAAGUUGCAGAAUACUUCCAGAUAAGUGACUUGAAACAAGCAUGUCGUGAUUACCUCUUCUCUGUGGAGGUCACUGUUGACAACUGUGUUCAAAUUUGUCUGCUGUGUAGUCAGUAUGACCUUGAUAUUUAUAACAAAACUUAUGACUUUCUCAGGGGACAUUUACCUGAUGUCAUGAAGAAAGAUGACAUUCUAACACUUACCCAUGAUUCUAUUCUGGCAUUUAUUAUGGAUCAGACCUUAUCAUACAUUCCGCAGGAAGAAUUCUUUAAUUUCAUCCUAAGAUGGGUAAAACAUGAUGAGGCAAAUAGACUUCACUAUUUCAGUGAAGUGUUUUGUGCAUUAGAUCUGCUACAAAUGUCUAAACAAGUUAUAGAAACAAUUCUGGAGAAAAACAAUUUGGUUAGCAGACAUGAAGACUGUAAAGCUCACAUUCUCCGAGCUAAAUUGUCAAAAGGCUUGACAUUCCAGGAAACUGGACAGCGGGAUGUUAUACUUGUAGCAGGUGGUUGUAGUCACAGUGUGUAUGUAAAUAACUUCUUCCAUCAUUUUUCAUCCAUCAUCAAUUCCAUAGCUGUUAGUAAUAUUUAUGGGUAUGUGAUUCAGGACCAAAGAUGGACGGAAAUAGCUCCGCUACCUCAUCAGAUGAGAAGGCCAUUGUUGACUUACGAUAAUUCAGGACAUUUAUACGUGUUUGAUACAGAGCAUACACACGACAGCACAAUGUUUUACAUUUACAAGUUCAGAAUCAGUGACAAGAGUUGGACAAGUUUCAAAAUUAAUGUACCAGAGGCUUAUUUGAAUGCUUCACUUCAGAAAAUUAUAGCAUGUAACAGCAGAUUGUAUGCUGUUAUUUCGAGCCAGCAGUCUGUACUUUUAGAAGCGAAAGAAGAUGGAAAUGAAAGUGAAAUAAAAUGUCAGUUGUUCCACAGCAAUCCUUCAACUCAGGUUAAUGUUCAUGUGAUAAAUAACACUCACAUAUGUGUAUUGGCAUGGAAGCAUGGCAUUAAAGUCAAGAAAAGUCGUCAUUAUGCCAAAUUUAUUGUUUAUGAUGUGCGAAGUCAGAGAAGGUGUGAUCAUUCUAAGGGUUCGAUAUUUGAAACCCAUAUGUUUUCCAUAGGAAAUGACAUCACUGUUUGUAGAAUGGGAAAGUUCCAUGCUAGGCGGUUUAAUUUAAACGACAGGAGAUGGAAACCUAUCGCUGAUCAAGUCCUGCCAUUCCCACCGGAAGACCCAGCAAGGACAGAUUUUGCAAGCAUUUCUGAUGGAAACAAUUUUUUCCUAUUUGGUGGAAAAGACCAUUCCACGAAAAAACCUUUGGAAACUGCAUACAAAUAUACAUAUAGAACAAAAUCAUGGACAAAGCUAGAAGAUAUGCCGCAAGCCUUAAUGCAAAGUGCUAUUUGUAUUGCCAGGUUUCCUGUUACAGACGUUAGGUGCCAUAUUAAGUGUCCACAUUGUUUGUAUCAUUCCAGACGUAGUCAGGCUUUGUACAAUGUUGAGUAUCCUCCCGAUGAGGAUGAGUGUACCGAUUACUCAAAUGAUGAUGAUUACCUUUCGGAUCAUUGGGUUGAUUACUAUGAUGAUUAUGAAGCAUUCGACGAUCCUUUUGAACACUACUGGUAUUGAUUGUUGUCACUUUUUGUUGAACAUUAAAAAAUAAUUAAAAUCUAAACCUACUGCCCAAAGUGUAAAUUAUGUUUGUUUUUCAAUAAAUGGCUCAUCCUUUUAUUGUAAUGUUAAGUCGUCAUCUGCAAAAAUAGAUUCUUUAUUUUCCAUUUAAAACUUUGUAAAUUGUGAUAUUCGAAUAUCUAUUUUAGGAUGAGAUUUAAGUCUUUAAGAAAUUUGCUAUUACUUGUUUUUACUUGUUUCAGAACUGUUAGAUGAAAAACUUCAAAGCAAUUAACAUUAUACCUUAGGUGUACAGUUUUUUUUAUGUUAAAAAAAAAGGUUUAGACACAACUUGGACAUUGAAUCAAACAUCUCAGAAAAAGUAACAACCACCUUUUUAAAAAAUCUGAAAAUUGUGAAUUCGUAUUACUUCAUAGAAUAUAAGCUUGCUUCCAAAUGUAUAAUGGAUAUAAUCCAAUUUACAGACUUCAAUAUUGCAAUAUACAAGGUAAUAUUUUCUCUUACAUGUGGGUUUAUCCUUUUGUUAUUGCUGUACUAAUUUUUAUCUGGUGCUAUUUGAAAUGAAAGAUUAAGAAUUGAAGUUUUUAGAAAUGUACAGCUCAUACCAGAAUCAGUAUUUUAGUUGAAAAUUAGUAAUUAUACUUAAUUAUCAUGAUUAUAGUUCCAUUUUGUAUCAAUGUAUUGAUGAAGGACAUCUUUGAUAUUCUUAUUUUUGGUGCAGUAGUACAAAUUGUCAGACCAGAUAUUGCAUUUAUGUACAUUCAAAUUGUAGUUAUGUUUUUUAAGAAGUUUUAAGAAACAUUACGAUUACAAAAUA
Mytilus californianus (California mussel) is the source of this 2870-nucleotide messenger RNA. RefSeq names its product kelch-like protein 21. The record is from RefSeq and is a predicted model, not a curated record. Gene Ontology annotation, molecular function: protein binding. The coding region runs from base 98 to 2050 and encodes 650 amino acids. Lineage: Eukaryota; Metazoa; Mollusca; Bivalvia; Mytilida; Mytilidae. The transcript is spliced from 4 exons.